This is a messenger RNA of Lizanozyma spartinae, 2733 nucleotides long. RefSeq lists its product as uncharacterized. NCBI's taxonomy places the organism in Eukaryota, Fungi, Ascomycota, Pichiomycetes, Serinales, Debaryomycetaceae. The record is from RefSeq and is a predicted model, not a curated record. Bases 1 to 2733 code for a protein of 910 amino acids. The transcript has 4 exons. Gene Ontology annotation, molecular function: proteasome binding. Gene Ontology annotation, biological process: proteasome assembly.
AUGUUGAUAACUGAGCCUUUCAAUGAAGUUCAAACCAACCUUCGAUUGAUUCUUAAUUCUUAUUGGUUGGUAUAUUUCGAUUUAACUAUUCCUUUCUCUAAUAUGAAUUUUAAGAAUUUGUGGGAAAAAUCUCUUAAAGAAAGAAACUGGCCUAAACGCCUUGAACAGUUGGCUGAAGAUUUGAGUAAUUUAGCUCAAAAUUUGGCCAACCAAGGUCAGUUUGUUCGUCAACCUAUUCCUAUUCCUGUUAGGUCUGGAAAAGGUAAUGGUGUUGCUAGUGGUUUAAGGAAUCUUCAUGAUUCAUAUCUGUCGUUUUCAUUAGCAGAAGUCAGUAACAGUAAUAAAGGUGUCUAUCUGAAUCCUCAUUGGUUCCUUCAGCACCGUUCAAGUUUGGUUUCCGAUGGCCCUCAUGUGAAAUCAGUACCUCUUUUCCUUGGUCAUUUCUUAGGUCUUGCAGGUUUACUGCAGCUAUCAAUGUUGUCCAAGUUCUGUCUUAUCAAUGCUGCUAAAGAAAUGUUUACUACUAAAGCCAUUUCCAAAGUGGCCAUAACUACUAAAUCUUCACCUUCUUGUGGGUUGGCCACGGGUGCCAGUGUUUUGUUUGCUUCUGGGUGCUUAUUCAGUCACAUGCUUGUUAAUUUGAGAAAAUCAAGAACAAAAUGCUUUUCGAAUAUGUUUUCCAAUGCUAGAUCCUACCAUAGCUAUCAUCGUUAUAACUUCAACCAGCACCUGUACCAAUACUAUAACCAUUUUGAAUGGAGAUAUCAUAGAAAGAGUGGACUGAAUUUUUUCAAGUAUAAAAACUUUUUUGCACGUCGUUUCCAUUCAAAUCGGUUCUGGUGGAAAUACAAGCCAGCAUUCAUCUCUAUUAGAGAUCAGAUAUUUAACACCUCCAAGUUCAAAUAUGGUGGAUACAUGUUCCUGUACUUUAGUCAAGGUAAACCCCCAUUGGGCUUAGGUGGUGGUUACAAGGGUGCUAAUUAUGCUACAAGAACCUCUACGCAAUUGAGAUCCCUUUUAUUUGGUAGUGAUUAUUGUGAUCAACCAACAAUGGGACCUAAAGAGAAAUUUUCAAAACCUUCAAGAUUUGUAAAGGUGGACUCCACAGGUAAAUCCAAUCCUAUUCUAUCCUUGAAAUUUCCCAAAUCGGUAAUGUCUGUAUCCUUAUCACCAAGUUAUCAUCAAAUCACAUUGCAAAUGGCUCGAACAGAUUCUUCUGCAACUGUAGAAGAGAAAAUUGAAGCUGAUCAAUUAAUUAAUGGUUCAUAUAUUGAGUUUUCCAUUUUUGCAUCUUUAGGAUCAUCUUUUAAUCAUGAAACAGUUUUAUCUGAAGAAACAAUUGAUGAAUUGUUGGAUGAUUUGGAUAUUUUGAUCCAAAGAAUUCAAACUCUCAAGCAGGAUCUUGAGAAGAUUUUUGAAUUAGGUGCUUUACCCAUUAAAUUUAUCAAGUCACGUUGGGUGUUACGAGUUUAUUUCCCUAAUUGUGAACCUGAAAAGUUGCAAAAAUUGUGUCAAGAAAAGAAUGUAAUGGGUGGUACAAUUUUUGAAGAUUUAGAACAUUUGGGGGAUGCCGUGGUUGCUCAAUCAAGAAAGGAUUCUGUAUGUUCAACGCCCAAUCCUCCAGUAGAAACAGCAAGGGAACGUGAUACCAUGGAAGCUGCUGUAGCAAAUGUUUCGGAACCCUCUCAUGCAUUGACAGCAGGGUCUAUUGGGAUGUUUAAUCAAUUAGAUCAUGUUUCAUUCCCCUCGGAUGUACUUUCUACAUUUGAUAAUUCAUCUACAAUUUCAACUGAUAUAACCAAUGAUAUUAUUUCCCUUGAUCCAUUAUCAAAUGAAGAAAUUGUUCGUUUAGAUGAUGGGACGAAUCCUUUCAACGGGUUACCAAUGGAAACCAUACCUGUGUCAAUUGUAGAUUCAUUUUCGGAUGAAUACCAUUGGGUCACGAAGCAAGUCAAAAAAUAUUUGCCUUUACUUGAACCUCCAUCGUCUCACAUUGGUGAAGAAGUUGGAGGCAUCCUAAAGAGAAGAUGUCUUUCACAGAUUGAUUUAAACAACUUUGAUCUUCUUGACUCCGUACUUGAUGCGGAUUUUUUGCCAACUCCAAUACUGCUCCCUCUGCGGGACGCGUUUUCAUCAAUUUCAAGUACUAGCAGCGUUUGUGUGAAACCUUUAGACGUUCAAAUGUUCAUGAAGGCCUCCUUGGAUAGAUCGAAAGUCAUUUGUCAACGUCCAUUACCAUUAGAAUUAUUCAUUGGGGCAUUACAAGAUCCAUGCAAAUGUGAAGACACAAAUUCUGUGUUUCUUCAACAAUUAAACAUACAACUUAUAGCUACUACAGACGUUGUAAUUGAAAGUUGUAUCAGUACAACAGAAUUGUUAAGUACGAAACAAAUUAUAGAGGUGUUUCGUAUUCCACCUCAAAACUAUAAGUUUAAUUUGAGUCCACUUAGUCCGGUAACAUUUAAUUUUGACAAUGCUGAACUUAAAACACCACUAGGCUUACAAGUUCCUCCACAAAUUAUUGAGGCUGCUAGUAUUGGCAUUGGUGUAAUUCCUAGUUUCAAUUCAUGUAGAAGCAGAAGACACUACAAUCUUCGAAUUGAGGCUGGUUUUAGUGCCAAUCCAAUGUCAUUAUUUGCUGGUAAUAAUGAAAUUGAAACCCAGGUUCCUCAAAUUACCUUAGAGUUCAAAGAUGUCUUUGUUCAAAGUGGAUUGUCACUUCAAGAACAAUAA